AUGAAGUUUUCUGUUGAGGAGACUGAAAGGCUCAGGAGGAUGAUGAGAUCACAAAGUAAGAAUGAGGAGAUAGCAGAGCUCUCGAAGGAGAUUGAGAAGAAAGAGAUGGCGAUGAUGAAUAGCAUUUCUGAAGACUACCUGAAUAUAAUAAAUAAGUGUAGCUCUCUUGAUGUCAUCAAGACUAGACUGUCGUCUGCGAUGAAGGUGAACAAUGAGUUUGGAAUGGAGAUCUCUGAUGGUGUCUUACAGUAUAGUGGAGUGAUUAGUGAAAUGGAGGAGAAUGAUUUGCUAGAUACUAGACUUGAUAUGCUGAUGGAAGAACUGAAGCGAAUACUUGAGUUUGUUGAGUCUGCAUUGUAUUAUGAGGACGUCAACAAGGAUGAACGAGAGGAUGCUAUGUACUACUUUAAACUGGUGCAAAAUGUUCAUUUGCUUGAGAAAGGCCUUUGCAUAUUCCGAAAGUAUGUGUUUUUUGCAAAUGCAAAUCAGAUAUUGAUGAAAGUCAAAAAUGGCGUAAUGUCACUGAUGAUAAGAGAUGUGGACCUGUGGGUUGAAUGGGCAAGCAACAAUGUUAAGCAGGCAGGGGAAGAGAUAAGUGAGAUGUUUAUGACUGAUCAGAAACGAGGACAUAUAUUUGGAGCGCUUGGCUCACAGAGAGGAUUGUUUGUUAACAGGAUGCUUCUCUGUGUUCUUCAUGAGUCGAGACGCCUUGGGAUGGAUCCUGUGAUUAUUGAGAGAAUAAAUGAGAGACGAAGAAAGGGAAUUGACUACAAUCUUCGAAGAGAUGAUCCAAGGAUUGUGAUGGAUGCAGCAGGAUUUGUGUUGUGGAGCCAUUACCUGACUGAUCUUGACGAUGGAUUUAAGACGCACAAUAGAUUUGCUUUUAAGGCGCUUCAGGACAAUGAAAUGGUGCAAAAGCCUGAGAACUUCAUGAAGGUGAAAGAUGGACUUGUUUGCUUAAGAAACCUUGCGAUGUAUUUAAUGAUUGACUCUGAGGACUUGGAUAGAAUUAUUAGUAAUGUUGCUAUUGGAUAUUUUGAGAAGCAAGGACAUAUUUCAGAUGGUGAACAUGAUGCAGCUGAUGUGAAGAUGAUUGGAGAAGCAAUUAAUGUGUUCAUUGAUGAAUGUUAUGAGUUUGUAUCGAAUGUAACACAAUAUUCUAAUGAACUUGAUGAAAUGCUUGGGAAAAAAGUUGAUGAGUAUUUGUGUGAGCUUAUUGAGAAUAAUCUUGACGAUAUUAAAGAGUUUGGUGAAGCAGCAGCAGUUGUUAGAAGGACAUUGGAGCACCUGGAGCAGAAGAAUAACUUCUAUAAAGACCGUGAAUAUAAGUGUGUGAAGCAGCUUGAAAGAAACAACAAGAGAUUUGCAAAGGAGAUGCUUGAUGAGAGUAUUAAGAGAGUUGAUGAAUUGUUUGAAGAGAUCUUAACAAAUAGAGAUUUUGGGAUUUUACUUCUGGAGAUGUUUUUGAAAACUAAGGAGGCCAAGAUUCCUGAUGAAAUGUGCAAUAAAAUUAAGUAUGAGCUGGUUAUACACAUCAAGGAUGGAUUUAUGAUGAUGACCACGAAUGAGAUGUCUCCACAAGACAUAAGGAUGGUGAAUGGAUAUCUCUGUAGUUUCUAUGGAUACUUGAAGGGAGCAGAACCUGAGCUACAAAGCAUUCUUACUGAAGCCGUAGAAAUGUAUAAGAAUGAAAUAAAGUAA
Ordospora colligata OC4 is the source of this 1701-nucleotide messenger RNA. RefSeq lists its product as uncharacterized. The transcript has a single exon. The record is from RefSeq and is a predicted model, not a curated record. Bases 1 to 1701 code for a protein of 566 amino acids. Lineage: Eukaryota; Fungi; Microsporidia; Ordosporidae.